AUGUCGGGCCAAUCUAGCGUGGGCAACCGCAGCCUCUACGAAGCAGGCGACCAGCGCAACGUGCCUCAGUCCGUCCUCAACCAGCAGGACCGCUACAAUGAGGGCCAGAAGCACAGCCAUAAGAACUUGGAUUCGAAGGACGAGCGCUCCAUUGCCAACAAGCUCGCUGCUCGUGAGAAGCAGCCUGACUCUAGUCAUCAUCACAACUAUGAUGUCAAUCCUGAGGCGGAGAUUAGCAAGAAGGACUCUACUAAGCCGGCCAAGAUCCAUGGCAACGAGCCGUCAAAGGGAGCCAAGAUUGACCAGGAGCUCAAGGAAGAAGACGAGCAGAGACUGAGGGAGAAGGGUAUCAAGAAAUAA
Messenger RNA from Aspergillus nomiae NRRL 13137, 360 nucleotides. RefSeq lists its product as uncharacterized. NCBI's taxonomy places the organism in Eukaryota, Fungi, Ascomycota, Eurotiomycetes, Eurotiales, Aspergillaceae. The coding region runs from base 1 to 360 and encodes 119 amino acids. The record is from RefSeq and is a predicted model, not a curated record. The transcript has 3 exons.